AUGGAUAGUAAUCUUCAAAAUACAGUUAUCGUUUUCUUAAUAAUCUUUGACGUACUUUGGUUUUACUCAUCGACACUGUCAUGUGAACAAUCUAACAAACUCAUUGUAUCAACAAAAAAUCUAAAGAAUACAACAUCAACACUAGAGGAUGUCUCAUAUAAUCACUCAAAUUGGUUGGAACAAAUCAAACAACACGAACUUCGUAUUUACUCUCAGAAUGGUGAAGAUGGAGUACUCUUAUGGAUAUUUACAAACAUUGGUACAAUUAAUAAACCACCACGUUUUGUAGAAUUCGGUACUGAAAAGGGUCUAGAAUGUAAUACACGUUUUCUUCGUCAACAACUAGGUUGGCAAGGUUUAAUGAUGGACGGAACUGGGGAUAAUCCAGAGAUUAAUCUUCACAAAGAAAAUAUCACAAUAAAAAAUAUUAAUGAUCUAUUAGCAAAAUAUCAAACUCCAUCUCUGAUUGAUCUUCUUUCAAUCGAUAUUGAUUUUGACGAUUAUUUUGUGUGGAAAUCAAUUCUACAAGCAAACCGAUUUCAUGCACGUGUAGUUGUGAUUGAAUAUAAUUAUGAAAUACCAGUCAAUGAAAAUCGUGUUGUUGACCCUUAUCAAGAUUCUCGUCGAUGGACAAAAACAAUACAUUAUGGUGCUAGUAUGUUAGCAAUGGCAGCACUUGGUCGUGCUUAUAAUUAUACUUUGAUUUAUGUUGAGAAAAAUGCUGUUAAUCUAUUUUUUAUUCAAACGUCUAUACUCAUUGAACGAAAUAUUCUUCACAAAGUACCAUCAAUAAAAGAAUUAUAUAUAUCAGAACCUUACACGCCUAGGAAAAGUAAUCCUGAAUUGGAUAAGACACGACGAUGGAUAUGGAAUGAUACUAUAUGGAUAUAA
This is a messenger RNA of Adineta steineri, 891 nucleotides long. NCBI's taxonomy places the organism in Eukaryota, Metazoa, Rotifera, Eurotatoria, Adinetida, Adinetidae. The record is from the annotation of a GenBank genome assembly.